AUGCGAGGUCAAUUGCCUCUGUUGAGGGCAGCGCGGCCUCUGGGAAGGGUACGGCCCUCCUGGGUCUGCGUGCAGUGUCGCGCGAUCCAGCUCAGCGCAUCGCCAUCUACCGAGUCUCCUCGCUUGGGAGGUGAUGCCUUCGGCGCCGCGGUCGAGGCAAGAGACCCAGCAGAUGCUCGAUUCGAAGUGCUCGGCUCUCCCUACUCUCUCCUCUCCGUCACCCUGUCAGCCUCCCAGAAGCUCUACACGAGGAGAGGCACGCUUGUAACAGUAGCAGGCAAAGCAGAGAAUACCCAAUCUACCCUCCGACUUCUCUCGCCCUUCCGCCAUGCCCUCCUUGCCAUGCCAUUUCUCUACCAGCGGAUAUCCUCCACAUCUCCCGUGACAGCUUUAAUCGCUACCAAGUCGCCCAACACCACAUUCUCCAUCCUGCACCUUGAUGGCACCACCGACUGGCAGGUCGCCCAACGAAAUGCUCUCCUCGCCUGGACGGGCCACACCUUGAGCAUCACACCUCGAAUCCAGCGCGGUCUGGCACCAGCACACUGGGGAAAUCAUCAUAUUACAGGCAGGGGUCUAGUCGCAUUGGCUGCGCCGGGACAGAUAUACCAGGUCACGCUAGGUCAGGGCGAGGAGCUGGUUGUGCACCCCAGCCACGUCGUCGCGUACAGCGUCGACAGGAACCUGCCGUUGCCCUUCCGAUUCAAGAGCUCCUCCUGGACGUUACAGAUCCCAUCACUUCCCGAGAGCCUAGUGCCGAAGGGGUGGGCCAAGUUCUGGAAGGAUACGAAAGAGACAGGUUUCUACAAAUUCCUCGCUCGGGUGCUGUACAGCUUGCGGACAACAGCCAGGAGAUCCAUCUUCGGAGACCGGCUCUUCCUGCAGUUCAAGGGCCCAACGACAAUACUGAUGUCGAGCCGAGGCGUCAGAGUCAGUGACGUGCUGACUGGGGAGCAAAUAAACGAAAUCGCAGACGCCGAGGCUGGCGUGGUGCCAAAAGCAGUCGAGGCAGCUGCUAUGCCGCAGAAGCCAGUGGCCAGCUCCGAACCAGUUACCGGCGCAGGCACACCGGGAUCAUCGGCUGAGAAACCGUUGGCUAUGCACGUGGCUACGGUGGGCAAGGAUGGGAAGGUUCACUUUGAGGACAGCAAAGACCUGAAGGACUUUGUCAGAUCAUGA
Diaporthe citri is the source of this 1179-nucleotide messenger RNA. RefSeq lists its product as uncharacterized. Gene Ontology annotation, biological process: inner mitochondrial membrane organization. The coding region runs from base 1 to 1179 and encodes 392 amino acids. Lineage: Eukaryota; Fungi; Ascomycota; Sordariomycetes; Diaporthales; Diaporthaceae. The transcript has 3 exons. The record is from RefSeq and is a predicted model, not a curated record. Gene Ontology annotation, cellular component: mitochondrial inner membrane.